AAGUUGUUGACGGGCUUAUACUUCUGUUAAAUUUUAUACAAUGGUGGUGUGCAAAUACUUUCAAGAAGGAUAUUGCCGCUACGGGCAAAACUGCCGUUUUGAGCAUGUGUAUGGCUCAAAAUACAGCUACCAUGCAAAUGCACCAACCAACCAGAGCCAACCUCCGAAGCAAGCACCGGGCGGGGUAACGGACGAGCAGCUAGUCCAACAAGUCCAGACCGACGUCCAAUCAGCAUUAAAAGGCGGACAGUGGCUGCUCUCUUGCUAUGCCCCGUUCAAGAAGCCCAACUUCCCUGGUCUCACUGACUUGUCAGCCGAGGAAGCUAGGUUGUUUAUUUACGAAGCUAAAGCUAAUAAUACUGUUGAACAGGCUGUGGCGUUCAUGAACAACUUAACGAAAGAAACAAGGAGCAAGUAUGAACAACUACUCACCACCUCACCGCACCUAUUACGGAGCCUCUACAACGGUGAACCUGUGUCAUCACCAUUCACUAGUGGCCAAACACCUCAAAACGUCUUCGGGCAAGCUAACAACGCGUCAUCAGUGUUUCGCAGUGCUGUACAAGAUACAGCAAAAUCAAUAUUUUCUCAAGCGACGCAGAAUGUUUUUGGAUCGCCGCCAGCUCAAAACCAAAGUAUAUUUGGGGUGCAACCACAGAAUCAAAGUCAAUUUGGUGCACAAACGCAAAAUCAAAGUCCAUUCGGAGCACAAACACAAAAUCAAAGUCCGUUUAGUGCACAACCUCAGAGUCAAAGUACUUUUGGUGCACAGAAUGUCUUUGGUAGUCCAACACCACAGUCCAUCUUUGCACAGGCUAACAGUUCCGUAGACCCGGCAAAAUCUUUAUUCGCACAAGCUAACAGUCCAUCAGACCCUAAGUCUCUCUUCGCUCAAGCCACUGCUCAAAGUCAAUUUGGCACUGCCCCUGCCUCAGCAUUCAAAAGCCCAUUUGAACAACCAUCUCCUUUCGCUCAAAGUUCAGCUUUCCAAACGAAUGCUAGUAAUGCUCCUUCAAACAUAUUUGGGCAAGCGAAUGUAUUUCAACAGACGCCCGGAAACGAUCCAGCAGUGUAUAGUAACAUAAAUGACGUGUCUCCUGAGGACCUGGAAAUGUUUAAGGCGGAUAGUUUUAAAUUAGGCUUCAUACCGGAAAUGGCUCCACCGCAUGCUUUAUGUGUUUGA
This is a messenger RNA of Cydia amplana, 1183 nucleotides long. Its product is annotated as nucleoporin NUP42-like. Gene Ontology annotation, molecular function: metal ion binding. The record is from RefSeq and is a predicted model, not a curated record. NCBI's taxonomy places the organism in Eukaryota, Metazoa, Arthropoda, Insecta, Lepidoptera, Tortricidae. The transcript is spliced from 4 exons. The coding region runs from base 41 to 1183 and encodes 380 amino acids.